AUAAUACUGGAAUUUAUGUACACUAGUAUUGCACAAUUUUUAUUAAUGAUUCACGUUUCCGCCUCACCUAGAUUGUGGUUUAUGAAAAAUUAAGAGAGAGAGAACAAAAAAAAAAGCAAAGAUUAAACAAAAUCAAACAAAAAAACAAGAAACAAAAUCAUGGGAGUUUUCAGUUCGAAAGUUACGCACGCAAACAUGGCCUCCCCGACCGCAACCCUCGUCAAGGAAUGGAUCAACAGCGACGCGGUGGUCAUCUUCUCGAAGACUUACUGCCCCUACUGCAAAUUGGCGAAAGAUGUGUUUGAAAAGUGCCAGAAAAAGUACACAGCCAUCGAGCUGGACAAGAGGGACGACGCGGACGAGAUCCAAGCCAUCCUGGGAGAGUUGACAGGUGCAAAGACCGUGCCCAGGGUGUUCGUGAAGGGAGAAUGUCUAGGUGGCGGGUCGGACGUCAAAGCGUUGUACGAGAACGGAAAGCUGGAGAAAUACUUUGAAUAAUACUUAUUAGGCUAUAGGAAGAAAUGCGCAAAAAGAUAAUAAAUGAUUAUUAUUUAAAUAGA
Messenger RNA from Nicrophorus vespilloides, 560 nucleotides. Its product is annotated as glutaredoxin-C4-like. Lineage: Eukaryota; Metazoa; Arthropoda; Insecta; Coleoptera; Silphidae. Gene Ontology annotation, biological process: cellular response to oxidative stress. Bases 160 to 498 code for a protein of 112 amino acids. The record is from RefSeq and is a predicted model, not a curated record. The transcript is spliced from 2 exons. Gene Ontology annotation, cellular component: cytoplasm. Gene Ontology annotation, molecular function: glutathione disulfide oxidoreductase activity.